This is a messenger RNA of Myotis brandtii (Brandt's bat), 1197 nucleotides long. RefSeq names its product zinc-alpha-2-glycoprotein-like. The record is from RefSeq and is a predicted model, not a curated record. The coding region runs from base 4 to 897 and encodes 297 amino acids. Gene Ontology annotation, biological process: immune response. Gene Ontology annotation, cellular component: external side of plasma membrane. NCBI's taxonomy places the organism in Eukaryota, Metazoa, Chordata, Mammalia, Chiroptera, Vespertilionidae. The transcript has 4 exons.
ACGAUGAGCACAAUGGUGCCUGUCCUGCUGUCCCUGCUGCUUGUUGUGGGUCCUGCAGUCGCCCAGGACACUCAAGACGGGCCUUACUCUCUGAGCUUCCUCUUUACCGGAGUGUCCAGGCCCAAGGCAGACAUCGCUAGUUUUCAGGCCACUGGCUUCAUCAAUGACCAGCCCUUCCUCCACUACGAUAGUAAAAGCAGAACAGCUGAGCCCCUGGGCCCAUGGAAACAGGUGGACGGAAUGGUGAACUGGGAGGAUGAAAGCCAAUUGAAGCAGGCCAGGCAGGACAUCUUCAUGGAGACCCUGAAGGACGUCAUGGGCUAUUACAGGGACCGAGGAAAUCACACCUUUAAGGGAACGUUCGGUUGUGAGAUUCGGAAUGACAGCUACUGUGGAGCAUUCUGGAAGUAUGCCUAUGAUGGACAGGACUACAUCAAGUUCAACACAGAAAUCCCCGCCUGGAUCCCCCUGCAACCAGAAGCUGUGAACACUAAGGUGAAGUGGGAGACAGAAGGCUCUGCGCAAGCGUCCAAGAACUAUCUGGAAAAUGAGUGCCCUGAAACGCUACGGAGCUACCUGCAAUUCAGCAGGCCCUUCCUGGACCGUCAAGACCCUCCCUCUGUGUCAAUCACCAGCCGUGUGACACUAGGACUCAUCCGGACCCUCACGUGCGUGGCCGACAACUUCUACCCACAACCAAUCAGUAUGUACUGGACUCAGGCAGACAGUGUAGUGGAGACUGAGUCAUGGGGAGAGGGUCCUCUCAGUGAGAAUGGCACUUACCAGUCCUGGGUGGCGGUGAAAAUCCCCUCUUUGGACAGAGGCCCUUACUCCUGCCACGUGCAGCACAGCAGCCUGGCCCAGCCCCUUACUGUCACAUGGAAUAAGAGUCAGUAACCCGGGGCUAACAGCAUCUCGGGGUCCGGAGACCAGUAGGCACCCUUUCAUCGGGACAUGAGAGAUGAGCUCUAGAAUGACUGUCAUCGCCAUCAGCGAGGCCCAGGAGGAACGGUGAAGGGGACGGAGAGGUGGUGAAUUUGGAGACACAAGACCUGAGUGCUGGGCACUGGGCUGACGCACUGCUACAUUCCUCCUCAGACCCAUUAUCUAGUCUGUGAAACCUAAGCAACACUAAUCAACUAGGCUGUGCACAAAAUAAACCAGAUCAUUAAACUGCUAAACGCUGUGGAAAUGUCA